AUGCAAUACAACCAUAACCCAACCACAAUUACCAUGAACACCACCAUGACUACUCAAAGACAAGAACUCUUCCUCAGAGACAUGCUCAAUGGAUCAUCGAGUAACAAUAACUCUGACGAUUCAAGCACUAACAACUCUCAAACUCCAUCCAUCCAGCUCACUAAAAUUUUGUCACCAUUCCAACUUUAUACCAAGAAGAGAACAGACAUUAACAACAACUCUGUAGAGAUUUCAUUGUUAGGAAAGAGUACAGAACAUACUUCGCUUGACAUUCAAACAGAAAAGUCAGUGAGUGUGUACUUGGCUGAAGAAGGUCUUUCCUCCACUGUUGUUUGUGCAAGUCACUUGAUCAAGAAGAUUCUUCCAAUAACAUUCAGUUCAGUUAAAAAGAAUGAUAAGGUCUCAGUUGUAUCGUGUAAUGGUACACGAAAUAAUUCCAAGACAUGUUCAGUAGCAACCACAACCACAACCUUGAACUCAAAUCAACCACCUAAGGUGGCAUUCAGAGUGAAGAGUCAUGGCAAAGGUUGUAAUGGAACAGUGAAACUCUUUGUGAUACCAUUCGUAGUGACUGAUAAUGAUGCUGCCAAGACAGAAGAGCAUUACUAUCUCAUGAUUAAGGCCAAGAGAAAUUCGUUAGGUAAAGGAAACAACAAGUACGGUAUUGAGAAUGCCUACAUGUUCAGAAAGUCCAUGGAUAAUGACUUGAUCGAUCAAAUUAUUGACCGUGUUCAAUCAUUUGAUGCCUCCUCUGCAACUGUCACAGCAACAACAAACACCUCGAGCGUCACAUCUGCCAACAACAAACCAACUUCAAGACCUGUUCCACAAGAACCAUCCUCACCAACCAACAAGAAGCGAAGAGUGAGAAGCAGCAGUAACGCCAUCCAAAACGAUGCUAACAAGACCAAACUGAGAAAGACUCAACUAGAAGGAAGUGUUAAGGAAGAGAAGCAAAUCUCGACGGUUGGAGGAGCACCAAGUACUUUUGUUGGAGUCUCGUCGUCAUCCUUGGCUGCCAACAACAACAAUAUGUAUCACAAGACAACCUCUCUUCAUCAAUUCCAACAACCUCAACAACAACAACAAUAUCACCAACCACAUGUCUCGUCCACCAACUGCAAUCCUUUCAACGCACAGAGACCAAUCAAUAAUAGUAACAACACUACACGAAACAGCGUUCUGUCUCAAGGAACAGUUCCACUUGGCAUGGAAUUUGCAAACCAUACUUCACAAAGACUUCCACAAACUAGCUACUCGAAUACAACGCUUUCCUCAAACCAACAAUCAAGCAAUACAUUGGCAUCCAUGAUGGCAAACAUGAUGAAUAAUCCACCACCAACCUAUACCAUUGAUAACACAUCUUGGAACAAUCACACCUCAACAACAAAUACUGGAAACAGCAAUGUUGGCAAUUUGAUGAAGAAUCACAUUCUUGAGAUGGAUUUCCAAAAGCAAUACGGAAGACAAUCCACAUUCCAAACGCAACAGUCUUCAUACCAACCAAUUCAAUAUUAUCAAGCUCCAUCCCAAUCCACUUCUCAUUCUAAUUAUGGAGGUGACAACAGAGCCUUAAAACGAACGCUAGAUGAAAUCUUUUGUGAGGAGUUUGCCACUUCAAACAUGCAUCAGCAACCACAGUAUACCUCUAACGUUUAUCAAAACCAUCCAAUGAUGAAUCCUGUACAACAAAACUUUGUUCAUUUAUCUACUGAUGAAGAUAUCAUGUCCAUGCAACAUCAGGAAAUGGCUGAAAUCAUUGAUUCCAUUCAAAUGUUUGAUAUGCCUCUUGUGAAUGAAGAAGAUGAACAACUUAACUUUUUCUGCUAA
Molecule: messenger RNA, 1830 nt
Organism: Naegleria lovaniensis
Lineage: Eukaryota; Heterolobosea; Eutetramitea; Acrasida; Naegleriidae
Exons: 1
Coding region: 1-1830 (609 amino acids)
Source: RefSeq, a predicted model, not a curated record